CACUCCAGUCCAGUCCAGCACCAUGUCUGUGCGCUUUUCUUCUGCAUCCAGAAGGCUGGGUUCUGUGAGGCUCUCUAGUGGAGCAUCAGGCUUUGGGGCCGGAAACACAUGUGGUGUGCCAGGCAUUGGAAGUGGCUUUUCGUGUGCCUUUGGGGGUAGCUCCUCAGCAGGAGGCUAUGGCGGAGGCCUGGGUGGGGGAAGUGCUUCUUGCACUGCCUUCACAGGGAGUGAGCACGGCCUCCUCUCUGGCAAUGAGAAGGUGACCAUGCAGAACCUCAAUGAUCGCCUGGCCUCCUAUCUGGACAACGUUCAAGCACUAGAGGAGGCCAAUGCUGACUUGGAGCAGAAGAUCAAGGGUUGGUAUGAGAAAUUUGGACCUGGUUCUUGCCGCGGUCUUGAUCAUGAUUACAGCAGAUACUUUCCAAUAAUUGAUGACCUUAGAAACCAGAUCAUUUCUGCCACUACAAGUAAUGCCAAUAUUGUCCUACAAAAUGAUAACGCAAGACUAACGGCUGAUGACUUCAGACUGAAGUUUGAAAAUGAACUGGCCCUUCACCAGAGCGUUGAGGCAGACAUCAAUGGCUUGCGCAGAGUCCUGGAUGAGCUAACCUUGUGCAGAACCGACCUGGAGGUCCAGCUGGAAACCCUCACCGAGGAGCUGGCCUACCUCAAGAAGAAUCAUGAAGAGGAAAUGAAGGCUCUGCAGUGUGCAGCUGGAGGCAACGUGAACGUGGAGAUGAACGCGGCCCCCGGGGUGGACCUCACGGUUCUGCUGAACAACAUGCGAGCUGAGUACGAAGCCCUGGCCGAGCAGAACCGCAGGGACGCCGAGACCUGGUUCAAUGAAAAGAGCGCUUCGCUGCAGCAGCAGAUUUCCGAUGACGCUGGUGCCACCACCUCAGCUAGGAAUGAACUUACUGAGAUGAAACGCACUCUUCAAACCCUGGAGAUUGAACUGCAGUCGCUUUUGGCAAUGAAACAGUCCCUGGAGUGCUCCUUGACUGAGACCGAGGGCAACUACUGCUCACAGCUGGCGCAGAUCCAGGCUCAGAUCGGGGCCCUGGAGGAGCAGCUGCACCAGGUCAGGACUGAGACUGAGGGCCAGAAGCUGGAGCAUGAGCAGCUGCUGGACAUCAAGGCCCACCUGGAGAAGGAAAUUGAGACCUACUGUCGCCUGAUAGAUGGAGAUGAUGGUGCUUGUUCCAAAUCAAAAGGCCAGGGAGGAUCAGGAAAUCAGAUAAAAGAUUCAUCUAAAACUGCCAUUGUUAAAACAGUUGUUGAAGAACUAGAUCCUCGUGGCAAAGUUCUCUCAUCCAGAAUUCACACCCUGGAAGAGAAAUCCACCAAAGGCAGCAAGAGCGAACAGAGGGUGCCUUCUUAAACUGCAGCCCCCAUGAAAAGAACAGCCCUUUAAUGAAAACACUAGCUUCUUAAUAAGGGUCCUCUUAUUUUUCUGUUGUUAUUCCAAUGAAUCAAGACAAGCUCUUUUUAGGAUAGUAGCAUUUCUUUGACUUUCUCUAAGGUGGUGUUUCAAUAAAAGUUCUUCCUGUUGCAAGU
Castor canadensis (American beaver) is the source of this 1557-nucleotide messenger RNA. It is a transcript of the gene Krt27, whose product is annotated as keratin 27. NCBI's taxonomy places the organism in Eukaryota, Metazoa, Chordata, Mammalia, Rodentia, Castoridae. Gene Ontology annotation, biological process: hair follicle morphogenesis; epithelial cell differentiation; intermediate filament organization. Gene Ontology annotation, cellular component: cytoskeleton. The record is from RefSeq and is a predicted model, not a curated record. Gene Ontology annotation, molecular function: structural molecule activity.